Abrus precatorius (Indian licorice) is the source of this 2718-nucleotide messenger RNA. Its product is annotated as putative disease resistance RPP13-like protein 1. Gene Ontology annotation, biological process: defense response to other organism. The transcript has 7 exons. NCBI's taxonomy places the organism in Eukaryota, Viridiplantae, Streptophyta, Magnoliopsida, Fabales, Fabaceae. The coding region runs from base 1 to 2718 and encodes 905 amino acids. Gene Ontology annotation, molecular function: ADP binding; protein binding. The record is from RefSeq and is a predicted model, not a curated record.
AUGGCAGAAGCAAUUGUGGGUGGAGCAUUUCUCUCUGGCUUUGUUAAUGUUGUUUUUGAUCGGCUUCUUUCACCUGAAGUUGCAAGAUUGAUCCGAGGCAAGAAGCUAGACCAUAAGUUAGUUGAAAGGUUGAAGACUGUUCUACGUGCUGUUGAGGCUGUGCUUAAUGAUGCUGAGCGCAAACAAAUCAAUGAUGAUGCUGUGAAGAAGUGGCUUCAUGAGCUCAGAGAUGCUGUUUAUGUGGCUGAUGACUUGUUGGAUGGUCUCUCUACCGAAGCUGCCACUCAUAAGGCUCAUAAGAAGGUAAGUAACUUUUUCUCUCGCUUUCUCAAUCCGCGAGAUAGAAAGAUGGUGAGUGAAAUGGAAGACAUCACUAUCAGGGAUAAAGAUAAGGAGAACAUGAAAAAGCUACUGUUAGACGAAAGUAGUGAGGAAAAUGUUUGUGUGAUUCCUAUUGUGGGCAUGGGUGGAGUUGGAAAAAACACUUUAGUCCAGUGGUUGUACAACGAUGAGGAUUUGAAGGAGGAGUUUGAUUUGAAAGCAUGGGUUUGUGUUUCUGAAGAAUCUAAUGUUGUUAACAUUACAAAGUGUGUCACAGCCGCGGUUAAUCGUGCUGCUUGCGAUGCAGAGGAUUUAAAUUUACUUCAACUUAAUUUGGAGGAAAAGUUGUCAGGGAAGAGGUUUUUGGUUGUUUUGGAUGAUGUUUGGAACAUUGAUCAACACGGUUGGAAUAAUUUUAAAAAGCCUUUUCAAAACGGGAUUAAAGGAAGUAAAAUUCUUGUGACAACUCGACUUGAAAAGGUUGCUUCAAUUGUCCAAACUGUUCCACCGUACCCUCUACAUGAGUUGUCGGAUCAAUAUUGUUGGUCAGUGUUUGCAAAGCAUGCCUGUUUUCCAGAAUGUGGUGGUGAUUCAAAUCUGGAAAGAAUUGGUAAGGACAUUGUGAGGAGGUGUCAAGGAUUACCUUUGGCUGCAGAAACCCUCGGUAGUCUAUUGCAGACAAAACAUGAUACAGGGGAUUGGAAUACUAUAUUGACGAGUGAACUUUGGGAAAUUCCAAUGGAAGAUAAUAAAAUUAUUCCAGCUCUAAAAAUAAGUUAUUACCAUCUCCCUCCACAUCUAAAACGUUGUUUUGCUUAUUUCUCAUUGUUUCCCAAGGAUUAUCAAUUUUCUAAAGAUGAAUUAAUCCCCCUGUGGAUGGCAGAAGAUCUUCUACGAUCACCAAAGAAAGGAGAGACGUUGGAAAAAGUUGGUUCUGAGUGUUUUGAUGAUUUGACUUCUCGAUCUUUUCUGAAAAAGCUGAUAAGCAGAACUCAUGAUGUGUAUUUUGUAAUGCAUGACCUGAUGCAUGACUUGGCCAUAUCUGUUGCUAGGGACUUCUAUUGUUGGUCAGAAGAACUUGGGAUGUUUGACAAGAGCAAGACUCUUACUCGUCAUUUAUCGUAUGGAAGGUUGACUCAUCCAAUCUCAAAAAAUGUCGAUGCUAUUGAUGAAUUAAAAUCUUUGAGAACAUUUUUGCAAGUCCAUUUCUCACCUCCUUCGUUCGGCUUUGGAAGUGUCAUUUUGAUCAUAUUAUCAAAGUUUAAGUACCUAAGAGUUUUGUCAUUCUACAAAUGUGAAGAACUUCAGGAAUUGCCUGAUCGAAUAGAAUCAUUGAGCAAAUUGUACAAUUUACAAACCCUGAAGAUGUCUUUUUGUCAUCUUCUAACUAUGUUGCCAAGUGGCAUGCAAAAUCUUGUAAACUUGCGAAGUCUGGAUAUUAGUGGUACUAAAGUAAAAGAGAUGCCUCGGGGAAUGAGCAAACUGAAACAUUUGCAGUUCUUAAGUAACUUCGUUGUGGGCAAGCAUAAAAAGAAUGGGAUCAAGGAAUUAGGAGAACUCUCUGAUCUCGAAUUCCUAGGGGUCAUGAAAUUGGAGAAUUUUACUAAUAGCAGCGAAGCAGAGGAGGCAAGGAUAAAGGAUAAGACGCACCUAAAAAGUUUGACCUUAGACUGGUCUCAGGACAGGAAUAUGAAUACAUCCGCCCACAUUGAAGAAAUAUUUGACAAGUUACAACCUCACAAAGGCCUAGAAGCACUUCAAAUCCCUGGGUAUAGGGGUUUGCACCAGGGUCUCACUGAUUUAACCAUUGGUGGUUCCAAUUUAUUCUUAAGGGAGGGUUUGUUGCCUCAGCUUCCGUCUCUUUCCACUCUACAACUGCUCAAGUUUGAAACUAUGGAGACGUUGGAUUGCAACAGCCUUCUCCACCUCACCUCCCUUGAAGUUUUACGUAUUGGCUACUGCCCCAAAUUGAAGAAUAUGGUGGGGAAAAGAUUGCCUCCCUCGCUGGUAAAACUUGACAUCUAUGGCUCUCCUUUGUUGGAAGAACGGUGCAAGAAGAAGCAUCCUCAAAUUUGGAAAAGAAUUUCCCACAUUUCUGGCAUUCAAGUUGACUGGAAAUGGAUUUCCCAGGAAUCACUUGACGGAAGAGUGAUUUACCUGCUUAUUGAUUCUCAGGAAAUGUCAAGCUGGUUCGCUAAUCAUGCUACUGUAAAAGCUCUGUUCAGGACACAUGUACAACGUCACUUUAAGGUGAAUGCAUUCUUCUGGUUGUCCUCGUCUGGUUGCACUCAUUUUGAAGUUCGUACAAAUGAUAUUCCAGUUCCUAAAGCAUUGACUCAGAGGAUGUUGAGAUUCCAUCAGACAAAUUUCUUCUAUAUCAACUUUUCAAUAUGGUGA